CCNCCUAUAAUAGCAAAUCUAGAACUCAUUGAGGUUGAUACUCGUCAAGUUCCACAUAUAUUAAACUUGAGAUGGUUAGUUCCACUUUCAUCUACAAAAAAUCAAGUUCGUUAUUAUAACGUUACCAAUUAUUGCAAUGAUUAUGUCACUUCUAUUAAAAUGACAAUUAAUAAAUUCUGUAAUUUAUGGGAUGAUUAUGUUUGCGUAAACCUUUACAAAAAAUGUUCUACCAUUCAGGUUUUUGAGAUGAAUAAUAUCGAUACAGAUUACCAUCCACCUGCUAGUGUAUCUCAGGAAAUGUUUACUAUUACAAAACCAGACAAACCUGCAUCUGUUAGUUACACAUUACACGAUAACAGUAUAGUCGAUUUAGUAUGGUACCAUCCUUGGAAGACAAGUCGUCACCUGCAAUGNUUUCUUAUCAACGUAGAAGAAAGUACUUCAUAUCUAAAACAACGCAUUUCUCAAUCAACCAAGGAAAAGAAAUAUGAAUAUUCAGUAGAAGAAUAUAUGCGUAAUUAUACCGAGCGUUUACAUUUAUACCCAUCGACANUGUAUCGAAUCUAUAUUCGAUCUAUGACAAUCACAAACGAGACCAGUUUAUAUAAUUAUGUAAAUGUACAGACACCGUCAACCGCACGAUUCGAUGACGUUUUACACGACGUACCGGAUGAANUUAGUUUUACGAUNUUGUUAAAAGUGCCGCAUGUUCUUAAUGACACGUAUGAUAGUGGUAUGCACAUUAUUGUCAAAGGACCUAAUCGGUGCAAGAAUUAUUCGAAAAUACCUCAAAAUUUACUAAGGCAGGUGAAUGUAAAAAAGAAUGAUGUCGGAUGGCAAGCUGCUGAGAUCACGACAGAUGAGAUUGCUCGCAACAAUUAUACUUUUAUAGUUGGUGACAACAAAACUUACGGAGGAGCUAGGAAUUGCCCAUUGCAGCCUAAUCGAUCAUAUGAGAUAAUAGUUAUUCUAAAAGAACAAAGAUCAAUAUUUCGGAUUUCUAAUGAAAUGACUAUGCUUAAACUAUGGACUAGCAUCGGAGAAGUUUCAGAUUCAUCACCGAUUUACGAAAUAUGGCUUUCUAUUUCUAUAAUAUUACUGCUUAUUAUAGUUGUCACAGUUUUUUUUAUUUAUCGAAGAAGAACGAGACAAGUAUUGGAACAGAUGAUGUCGCAAAACGAGAUGGAGGUGUGGCAAAACGCUGAGAAGACGACUGUCUUUAGUAAUACAGUCAAAUCUCGGUAACUCGAACUUCUAUAACUCGAAAAUCUCUAUAAGACGAAAAUUUUGUUCAUUCUCUUUCGCUCCGCGGAAAGAAAAAGUGCACUUCGAUGAAUCGAAACCUCUACAAUUCAAAGAUUUUAGCUCUUUUCUUGAGAUUUGAGUUAUCGAGAUUCGACUGUAGUAGUAAUACUUAGAUUAGUAAUAUUAAGAUUAUUUAGAAUUAAUAUAAAAAGUAUCAAUUUUUGUGGUAUAAGUGUGGGCAGAGGGGAACGAUAGAAAGUUAGGAGGAUAAGAAUGUUGAUAGAAGUAGUGCUGGGAAGGAAUAGAGAAGAGGAAGAAGUAAUAGAGAAAUUGCAAAUAAUAAAAAAUGGGGACGUUUAGGAAAAAGAGGGAUGGGAAUAAAAUUGAGAUGAAAAGGUUGUAUGAAAUAGAGUGGAUAAAGAGACGUUGAGAAUCACUAUGAGUAAGGUUGAGGAUGUGAGGUGUGAAGGAUGGAGAGUAAAGAUAUGAUCUAAUGAAGCGCCGGAAGCGAGUUAAAAUUAAAUUAAAUUAAAAAUAGAGUGUGUGUGUGUGCAGACAAGUUAGAUAGAUUAUAGUUGUAAGUUAGCCGUAAGUUGUAAAAUUAGUUGUAAAUUAUCAAUUUUGUAAGUUGUUUAGUUGGUAAGAGAAUAAUGUAAUGGUUAUGAUUGUGUAAUUUUUU
This is a messenger RNA of Pseudomyrmex gracilis, 1924 nucleotides long. RefSeq names its product receptor-type tyrosine-protein phosphatase F-like. The coding region runs from base 160 to 1245 and encodes 361 amino acids. NCBI's taxonomy places the organism in Eukaryota, Metazoa, Arthropoda, Insecta, Hymenoptera, Formicidae. Gene Ontology annotation, molecular function: protein binding. The record is from RefSeq and is a predicted model, not a curated record. The transcript is spliced from 5 exons.